CAACGUUCAUCUAAGAUUGACCGUAUUGCCCUUGCUUUUCAUUCCAAUUUAGAGAUCCACUAUUGGGCCAGAUCUGAAUAGUACCAAUGGAUGACCUGGAUGUGUUAGCUCGGGACUUCGGUUUUCGACCUGCUGGAAAAUCCGCACCUAUGAGAUCCGACGGUGGAGAUCGCCGAUCAACAUCUUUUGAUGAUCCUGAUAGUAUGUUAUUCAACGACGUAUUUGGUGGCCCACCUAAGUACACCAGUACUAGUAGUGCCAAUAAGUCUGCUUCCAUGAAUGAUUUCAAUUACGAUUCUAUUUUCGAAGAUUCCAAGAGCAAUAAUGAUGACAAUAUCAAGACGUCGUCAUUGCCUGUGUAUGACAAGCCAGUAUACGACGAGGAUAUAUUCGAUGGAUUACCUGGAGUAAAGAGCAAAUCAGUAUCUUCAUCAUCCACACUGAGAUUUGAAGACGACGUUUUUGCUUCAAUGACUUCCCCGCCUCAGGAUAAUAAGAGCCAUUUUGACCAUCUGUUGGGGAAUUUGGGCGGGACUGAGAAGGUGGCUGAACCAAAGAGCAGUGGUUUCGAUGAUUUAUUAGCUGGCUUUGCUAGUGCCAGUCCUGCCACCACUAGCAGGUCAUUCAGAGAGUCAACUCAACCCUCCAAACCAGCUGGAGAUUUAAAUAAAAACUCUAGUGUGCUGGAUGACCCUUUUGUAGUGUUAGAGUCGACCUCGGUGCCAGCAAAUUCUUCUCCCGGGGAGUUUUCAGAUCCACUGGAAGAGAUUGGUAAGCUUGGUAAAUCUGGAACUGUGAAAACUGCUGCUUCAUCAGUUAGUGGAGGGGUGUUUAAUGAUCUAGAUCCACUUAGUGGUUUUAAUAAGCCUGCUCGUCCGCUUUCUCCUGAGAAGAAGACUGGAGGGAAGGACAGGAGCCCGUCAAAGACAGGACCAGGAAGGAGUGAUGCACAUAACUCUACCUCAAGAGAAAAUAUUGGGACAGCGUCAUUUAGAUAUUCUGAAAGCCACUCACAGGAAAAAGUGCCUGGGGAUAGUUUUCAGGAGUCUCCUCAUUUUGACAUGCCUUCAGAAGAUCCUCUGGGAUCUUUUGGUGAAGUUCCUCCUCCUCCAUAUGCAGAUAACGAUCUUCACGAAACAAACUUCCAAGUGGAUACAUCCCCAAGAUCAGAGGAACAAGUGCAGGCUUCUGAUGAUAUAUGGCUUACUGUAUCAGAGAUUCCACUUUUUACACAGCCUACAAGUGCUCCACCUCCAUCACGACCACCGCCUCCGAUACCACGGCGCAGUUCAAAGUCAGAGGCAAGUUUCUACGCUUCAAAUGCAAGAAGAAAGGGUGAGGGGUACUCCUCUUCCCCUAGUCACAACCAAUACUCUCAGAGUCCUAAGCCUGUUCGUCCGGCAGUUAAAAGCCCCCCAGUUUCACAGUUGGAUGAACUUGAGGAUUUUGCCAGGGGUUGGUCUAAGAGUAGUACUGAUGAAAGUGCCGAUGCUCUUUCUGGAGAAGAGAUGAAUACAAACUCUGCAGCUGCUGCAUCAGCAGCUGCAAUGAAGGAGGCUAUGGAUAGAGCUGAGGCCAAAUUUAGACAUGCUAAGGAAGUCCGAGAAAGAGAAUAUGCAAAGACUGCUAAGAGUAAGGAAGCUGUACAUCUGGAAAGGGAUGAACAAGCGAUAAAUGAAGAGCAUGAAAGAGAGUUUCGAGAAAACCAGGAGAGACUAGAAAAUGAGAGGCGACAGCGUGAGAAGGAAGAGGAAGAAAGAGCACAAAGGAAGCUUGAGAGAGAAAGGGAGAGAGCCAGGGAGCUUGAAAAAGGAAGGGCUAGGCAAGCGGUAGAAAGGGCUACUAGGGAAGCACGUGAAAGAGCAGCAGCUGGAGCACGUGACAGAGCUGCUGCUGAAACUCGUUUAAAAGCAGAAAGAGCUGCUGUGGAGAAGGCUGCUGCUGAAGCUAGAGGACGGGCUGAAAAGGCUGCAGUUCAGAGAGCACAAGCAGAAGCUAAAGAAAGAGCUGAAAAGGCAGCUGCAGAGGCAAGGGAAAAAGAAGCGCGUGAAAAAGCUUCUGCUGAGGCACGAAGGCGAGCAGAACGAGCAGCUGUAGAAAGGGCUGCUGCAGAGGCUCGAGAAAGGGCAGCUGCUGCUACAAGGGUGAACCAACAAAGGAACGAUAAUGAUCUUGAAUCCUUUUUUAGUAUGGGUAGAGCCAGUAGCGCACCAAAGACGAGAACAAGUACUCCUGACAACAUAUUUGAUUCGCAGUUCCAGAAUAAGGCAGGAUCUGAAGGGCCAAAAUCAACAGCUGGUGUAGCCUCCUCCAACAUGAGGAAAGCAUCUUCCACUACUAGUUUCGUGGAUGGUCUUUCGUCUAUUUUUGGAGCUUCUGCAUCAUCCGGAGACUUCCAAGAUGUUGAAGGGGAAACUGAAGAAAGAAGAAGAGCAAGACUAGAACGCCAUCAACGUACUCAGGAGCGUGCGGCUAAAGCUUUAGCUGAGAAGAAUCAGCGUGACCUUCAAGUGCAGAGGGAGCAGGAAGAAAGACAUAGAAUUUCUGAAACAUUAGAUUUUGAGAUCAGGCGAUGGGCUGCUGGAAAAGAGGGAAAUCUGCGUGCACUUCUAUCGACUUUGCAAUAUGUGCUUUGGCCUGAAUGUGGUUGGCAGCCUGUGUCUUUGACAGAUUUGAUUACAGGCGCCUCUGUCAAAAAAGUAUAUAGAAAAGCAACCCUUUGUAUUCAUCCUGAUAAGGUGCAGCAAAAAGGUGCCAACCUUCAACAAAAAUAUAUCGCCGAGAAGGUUUUUGACCUACUUAAGGAAGCGUGGAACAAAUUUAAUUCUGAGGAACUCUUCUAGAAUGCUGCAUUUGGUUAGCUUUAGCUCCCUUGUGGGCUUUUUCAGAGGUGGGUAAAUAUUCCUAAAGCAAUCUCGUCUUUGCUAUGCCUCUGAUAUUCGGCAUUCCCCAGCAUGAGGUGUUUGGUUGAUAUCUAAAGAUGGUCUUUCUAGCAGUGAUGAUGAAGAAAAUUUACACGGUGUUGCUGUAAAUUGAUGUCAAUGCCAGAGACUUGUGGGUAACUGGUUGGUGUAGAGUAGCAUUAUUUCCAAUCAUGUUGUGAUUGUAUAUUGCAUUUGGUCACGCUCUGCAUGUGAUCAUUUGUCUUCUAUAUUCUUUUUUGGUUUCUUUCCUGUUAUGCUGCAUUUGUUUGUGCUAGAAGAGAUGUCAGUGUUGUUAGCUAUAAUAUGCAACAUGGAAGGAGUGUCAUACAAGAUGUAAAAUCAUAUGUAAUUUACCAUUCAUUUAUGUGAAAAUUUUGUUCUACGUGAGAACAAAAUCUCUCUUCAUUUAUGGAUUUUAUAACAGAUCCUUUGAUGUCA
Molecule: messenger RNA, 3362 nt
Organism: Lycium ferocissimum
Lineage: Eukaryota; Viridiplantae; Streptophyta; Magnoliopsida; Solanales; Solanaceae
Product: auxilin-related protein 2
Exons: 8
Coding region: 87-2843 (918 amino acids)
Biological process (GO): clathrin coat disassembly; clathrin-dependent endocytosis
Cellular component (GO): intracellular membrane-bounded organelle; cytoplasm; vesicle
Molecular function (GO): clathrin binding
Source: RefSeq, a predicted model, not a curated record